This is a messenger RNA of Ostreobium quekettii, 2517 nucleotides long. The record is from the annotation of a GenBank genome assembly. Lineage: Eukaryota; Viridiplantae; Chlorophyta; Ulvophyceae; Bryopsidales; Ostreobiaceae.
AUGGCGGCGCCGCGCGGCGACGGCGACCCCCUGGGCUUCCAGAGCGCCCUCGAUCGCCAACUCCAAUCUCAGGGCGAUCUGUCAAUCGACGCGUUCGCGGCCAAGUACCCGCCGCGCGGCUCUGGCCCCCCCUUCCUGGAUGGGGUGUCCUUCGACCCGCGAAGAGCAAAGUACUGGGGCCUGAUCGAGGAGGGCAAUUCCAGGCGAUCUGUGCAAUCGAGCGCGGAACAAGCAAAGCGGAGGAAGAGGCACGACGGCAGCCUGCUGACGCGGCUUCCCGCUGGGGCAAUGGAAAAAUUGACGCGGCACGGAUUUGUUGUCACUGAGGCGCCUUUUGCGAGUUUUGGUGACGCUUUUCACUGGAUCUACAGUGACGAUCUGCCGGUGUGGGUGGGCGCGGACGCGAUGCUGCACGCCUGGCACAGGACCUACGAUGAAAUGCUGGUGGAUGUCGAGGUUGAUGUUUUGGCUCCGAGGCUGAUGGGGGUCCUGGAGGGGAUGCGGGGGGCGGUGCCGGCGGCGGGUGAGGACCUGAGGGGCACGGCGAUCGAAGAGGGGAUCAAGGACGCGGACUUUUUUCUGACGGUGGCGAUCUCGCUGCUGAAGGGCAAGAGGGUGGAGCUGGGCGAGGGGCAGGGGCGAUGGCGGGGACCCAGCAUGGCUGUGGGGUUUGAAAGGGAGAGGGAGGGGGAGGUUGAGGACUUUGGCGGGCAGCAGGCCAGCUGUCUUGGGAAUGAUGAUCGAGUUCAGGCUGCAUUGGCGGCGAUCAAGGAGGAAGAAUUGGCACGAUGGGGGCUGUGGGGUGGCCCCGACCUGUUCGACUUCUCCCAAUUCAAGCCCAGGGGGCACUACUUGAGGAGCGGCGCCCUGAGGCGGUACUUCAGGACUGUGAUGUGGUGCGGCCGCGUGGAGGUGGUGGUGGGGGGAGGGGAGGAGGGGACGGACACCGACGGCCUGGCAGCGGCCCUGGGGCUGUUGUAUGUGCUGAGGGCGUGUGGGGGAUUUGGGGAUUGGGAGGCGUUCGAGGAUACGCUGGCGGGGUUUGUGGGGGAGGCGGACUCGAUGGGAUUCCGGCAGCUGGAGGCCGUGCUUGGGCAGUACUGCGCUCAGGUCGGUCUGAAGAACAUGGCAGAGUUCAAGAGCACGCGCUGCCUGGAUGAGCUCCUGGUGCUGAUCAAGAACUCGGACCUGGGGACCCAGGCGAUCUGCAGCUCAGUGUGGUUCAGCGACCUGAACGAUCCUGUGCCCAUCACCCUCCCCUCAGUCUUCACGUUCACGGGCCAGAAAUUCGUGAUGGACAGCUGGGCGAUCUCCAACAGUGUCUUCGACAGGGUCCUGUUCAACGGCAAAAAGGUGCCGCACCAGCACCCAAGCUGCCUCGACGUCUUCUUCUCGGUGCUGGGCAACAGCUCUGUGGCCUCAGAAAUCUGUGCGAAGGUGAGGGACAAAGACCUGCCCUACCACUCCCAGCUGGCGGCGAUCAGGUCCAUCUUCGACCAGCUGCCCCAGUCAGCGUGGAGAAAGAACCUGUACACCCUGUGGCUGAGGCUGCUGCGGACGCUGUCCAUGCCGACCACAGGGGACGAAUUUCCCCAAGCCAUGCGUACAUCGGCCUGGGCUGCAAAGUGCACGGAGACACAGGCAGGCAGCUGGACCCAGCUGCGCCACGACACUGUACUUUAUGCAAAGCAGUCCUAUGGGAUGAAAAUUCGCUGCGAAUACCCUGCAGGGUAUGUGGACCCCCGCGGUGAGUUUUGGGAUGCGUUUCUGGACAUGGUGGGGAAGGCCAAGGAGAUUUUGGUGGAGGGGGCAAAGGUGGCGCAGGGGGGGGAGGAGCAGGCAGUCGAGAGGGCAAGGGGUUUGGCAAAAUCUGGCAAAGGGGGGAUGCUCCAGGCGCUGGACAACGGAGACCCCGUCAACUGCUUCAGCAGCUCGCCUUCGUUCAGACUGCUGAGGAGGCAGGUCAGCAUCCUGGAGAGGUGGGAGGAGGUGCUUGGCAUGCUGUCCGGCAUUGCGGAGAAGGAGAGGCAGCAGCGGCCCCUGGCAGAAUCUGAGGUCAGCUUUUUGAAAAAGAUCGUGCGCAUUGAGCACCUGGGCAGCGGGGGGCCGUGCUACGACGGCUGGUACUGUGACCUUUUCUACAAGUCGCGUGAAGAUUCCUGCGCGAAGGAUUUGAUAGUUGCAGAUGUGCAUUCCAUGCCUCCAGAUGCAUUGAACCCAUCGGGGUUCGUGCUGCACCAGGGGGUGGGCCCCCCGGCCCUGAUGACCGUCGUGGUCGAUGCGGGGCCAGAUCUGGCUGUGUAUUUUGGGCCGGUGUUCAGGCACCACGAGUUUGAGUUGCUGGGAAUGACGAGGCUGACGGAUGAGGAGUGGGAGGAGCGGGUUGGGAGGGGGGAGGUGCCGGCGGCGCCGGGGUGGAAGACUUAUUUGGCGGCAGAGGAGAGGGGGAAGGGCUCGGGGGGGCGGGGCGUGCUGGGGAGGAUCAAGACUUGGGCGUCCCACUCCAACCGCUGGUAG